AUGGAGAAGAAAUCGUUGGGGAUUUUUUUUCUGCUGCUCAUUGUGUUAGCCGCCCAAUGGGGGGUGCAGCCAGGUGAGGCAAGGGUUUGUGAGUCAAAGAGCCAUAAGUUCAAAGGUCCAUGCAUGGGUGACCACAACUGUGCGUACGUCUGCAGAAAUGAAGGUUUCUCCGGCGGCAAAUGUCGUGGACUCCGUCACCGCUGCUUCUGCACUAAGAUUUGCUGA
Molecule: messenger RNA, 225 nt
Organism: Durio zibethinus
Lineage: Eukaryota; Viridiplantae; Streptophyta; Magnoliopsida; Malvales; Malvaceae
Product: defensin-like protein 1
Biological process (GO): defense response
Source: RefSeq, a predicted model, not a curated record